CUUCAAAAAUGUAAAAAGGUAUGCCGAACGGUCAUCGUAGAGUUGGACGCGCUGGCCAACAAGCAACGUACUAGCAAAGUCACCUGCUCCUUCCCCGACAACGCAUCGCCGCCGCCAUCGCACUUUCCCUUCUCCUCCUUCGCAUCUGCCGUCAAAUUCCAUCGACCAGAAUCAUCUCCAUAGACAAUCUUCUAGACUCUACAUCUACAGCUCCGAAGACGGGGCUCCCUCGACCCCUGAAUGAGACCCAUCAUGGACCUCUCUAAGCCAGCCGACCCCGCUUUUACCAAAGCCCUCCCCAAGAUCGAGCUCCACGCCCACCUCAGUGGCAGCAUCAGCCGGCAAUGUCUGCAUGAAAUAUGGGUAAAGAAGAAAGCCCAGGAUCCGACUUUCAGCGUCGAGGAUCCAUUUGUAUCCAUGCCCCCAGGGAAAGUGGACUACUCUCUGCAGACCUUUUUCCAAUCCUUCAACAAAUCGAUCUACCAUCUAGUCAACGACCUCCCCAGCCUCACCCAUGCCACACUCUCUGUGCUUACCGACUUUCAAAAUGACGGCGUCACCUACCUCGAACUCCGAACCAUCCCCCGCGCCUCCCCAUCCUGCAUCUUCACGAGGGAAGAGUACCUCACCACGGUCCUCGACACCAUCUCGCACUUCCAAUCCACCCAAUCGUCCCCCCAAAAAAUGACCAUAAACUUAAUCCUAGCCCUAGACCGCGGCCACAGCACCCAAGCCUCAGCCCUAGAAAUCGUAGACCUGGCAAUCGCCUACCGCGCACGCGGCAUCGUAGGAAUCGACGUUUGCGGGAAUCCAACAAAAGGCGACGUCUCCAUCCUCCGGACCGCGUUCGCAAAAGCCAAGGCAAAUAGACUAGGUGUGACGGUUCACUUCGCAGAGAUGGCAGAGGUAGCGACACCCGGGGAGUUAGAGACGUUGUUGGAGUUUGAGCCGGACCGGUUGGGACAUGUCAUUCAUGUCCCGGAGGAGCUGAAGGGGGAGAUUGCGAGGAGAAGGUUGGGAUUGGAACUGUGCAUGUCGUGCAAUGUGCAUGCGAAGAUGUUUGAUGGUGGGUUUCUGGAUCAUCACUUUGGGUAUUGGAGGUUUCAGGAGUGUCCGGUUGUGCUUUGUACCGAUGACGUGGGUUUCUUUUGCAGCCCCGUGUCGAACGAAUAUCUGUUGGCUGCAGAGCACUUCCAGCUCAGCCGGGCCGAUGUGCUGAGCAUCUGCAGGAAAUCCUACGAGGUGAUAUUUGGGGGCGAAGCAGAGAAGGAACGUUUGCGACGGCUGCUAGAUGCCUUUGAGACCAAGUAUGGCCAGUGAUCGCUGGAGAUAAAUCAUGAUCAUUGCUUUUCGGGACAGAAACCUUUCUAAUAAAGAACACAAGAAAAUAUACAAGCGAGUUAUCGCCUUCU
Messenger RNA from Aspergillus sclerotioniger CBS 115572, 1412 nucleotides. Its product is annotated as putative adenosine deaminase. The coding region runs from base 253 to 1320 and encodes 355 amino acids. The transcript is spliced from 4 exons. Gene Ontology annotation, biological process: inosine biosynthetic process; adenosine catabolic process. The record is from RefSeq and is a predicted model, not a curated record. Gene Ontology annotation, molecular function: adenosine deaminase activity. Lineage: Eukaryota; Fungi; Ascomycota; Eurotiomycetes; Eurotiales; Aspergillaceae.